Vitrella brassicaformis is the source of this 537-nucleotide messenger RNA. NCBI's taxonomy places the organism in Eukaryota, Vitrellaceae. The record is from the annotation of a GenBank genome assembly.
CAGUACUCAUCGGUUGCUGGGACGCGUUUCGUCGGGCACCAGCAUCAUCGGGAACUCGAUGAUGGGCACGGCGGGCAGCUCCUUGUCGUACUCGUCAGGAUCGAUGAGCCGUGUGCUCUUCUUGCUCCCGUAAGUCAGGAUGGCUCGCUCGUACUCGCCCCGAGAGGCAAUGAUCUGCUUCUCAAUGCUCGACUCGAUGAUCAUGCAUGGCGCUCGUGCCGCGUCCCUUGGUGGUGCCGUGCAUGAUCAGGUCCUUGAUGCGGCUGUUAAACGACUCCUGAGCCGUCAUGUUGCCGACAAUGCCGACAGGCCUGGACGAGGUGGUACCAUGUGUGGGAAGAUAUCCGACCAUUUCAGCCUGACAGCACACACGCACACAAACCUCGCCAUCAUUGACAGAGUAAGCGAAUCGUACCAAAUGACAUACGUGUUCCACAGCUGCCAGGCGUACUGGUGGAACUUGUUGAGCUCCACCAUCGUGGGCGCCCGCGACCUCAGCAUCAUGCGGAUCAUCCAGACGAAGGACAUGAAGAAGAG